Messenger RNA from Rubroshorea leprosula, 1820 nucleotides. Lineage: Eukaryota; Viridiplantae; Streptophyta; Magnoliopsida; Malvales; Dipterocarpaceae. The record is from the annotation of a GenBank genome assembly.
GAAGAAUGGAGCUACGCAGAAAUGUGGAAGACUUUUUUACAAUUUGGAAGGGUUUAUGCUAUAUACAGCCCGAGAAGGAGGAACAGGAACGGUAACAGAUUUGGCUUUGUGCGUUUUCUGGAUGUCAUAGACAAAAAGGAGCUGGAAAGGAAACUUGAUCAGAUCUGGGUUGGUGAUCGUAAACUGUGGGUGAACAUUCCACGUUUUGAUGCUAUGCAAAAAAAGGAGAAGGUGCGUAGAAAUCCCCAAGGUGAGGAUCUGAGAUUGCCUCAUAACCCGCGGCCAAUCAUACACGGAAGAAGUUUUGCUGAUGUGGUGAAAGGUUCGCGAGGCACGGAUAGUAGAAUGGUUUGGCAAGAAAAAGGACCAGGGGAGAUCUGGCAAGGCAUGGAGUAUAAGGUAACACCUGAAGAUAGCUCAUGGCUUGAGGGAACUUAUGUGGGAACUAUCCAUUCUGUUGAGAUGGUCAGGAACUUACAGGAGAAAUUCUACAUGGAGGGCUACUUUCAUUGUCGAAUUCGAGCCAUGGGGGGUAAGCUGGUACUGCGGGACUGUGAAGACAAAGAGGAGUUGAAGGACCUGGUCGAGAUGGCUUCGGAAUGGCUUGGACAAUGGUUCGAAGAGGUCCAGCCGUGGUCUCCAAAUAAGAUAGCUCAGGAGAGGUUUGUGUGGAUUCGUUGCCAAGGAGCUCCAUUGAACGUUUGGGGAUCAGAUUUUUUUGAAAAAAUGGGGCGCUCAUGGGGGGGGCACUGGAUGGAUUGGGUUAGGAAUGGUGCAGGGGCCUGUUCUUCUUGGUGGAGAGAUGUCAGAAGGAUUGAUAAAGCAGAAGGGGAAUUCAUAGGGUGGUUAGCAGAGGGCUUUAGAUUGAAGGUAGGAGAAGGGAAGGAAGUAAGCUUCUGGUGGGACGAGUGGUGCGGGGAGAUUUGUCUAGCAAACAAAUUCCCGAGAUUGUAUCUUUUAUCUGAAGGAAAGGAGAAAGAGUGCAGCAAAAUGGGAUCUAUGUGCAAUGGAACGUGGAAAUGGAAUCUUACAUGGAGAAGGAAGUUGUUCGAAUGGGAAGAAGAGGCAGCAAAGGAACUUAGUACGAUGAUUGAAGGUGUGAAGAUAUAUCCUGGACGACCUGAUGAAUGGGAGUGGAUUCUUAGCAAGGAUUCUCGUUACUCAUCCAAGACGGCGUACUCGCUCUUGACAAAGGUGCCGAGGUGCCUGACACAAGAAAAAGUCUUCAGGAGAGUAUGGAACCCCAUCCUUCCGACCAAGAUUUCAGCCUUCAACUGGCGACUGAUGCUCAAUAGACUGCCAACCAAAUCUAACUUGUUGAAAAGAGGAUUUAGCGUAAUCAUGGGUGAUGGCAAUUGCAGCCUGUGUCAAGAAGAGAGAUACAAGAGGACUGCUGGAAGACAUUUGAGCAGCCUGGGGUGUGGUCCAGAAACACGAGGAUCAGAAAAGGAUGGGAUUGUACCUGGAGUGCAACGGUGGUUUUUUCUCGUCACGGGUAUGGUGUCGACACUUUGUGAGGGUGUCGACACCCUGCUUCUUCACUAAUGUAAAUGUAGGCUUUUCAAUCAGUUUUGUUAAGGGUUUGGGGUACCCCUUGUACUCCGUUUAUUAAUAUAUAUAUCCUUUGCUGUUCAAAAAAAAAAAAGCAGCAUUACAUUCUGUAGGAUGUUGUCAAGCUCCUUUGUUUUUUCUUGUUCCCAUGUGUAGAGUUCUCGGUUCCACUGAGGAUUCCACUUCCAUAUUCCUUUCUGCCAACAUCCCAUUUGGUUUAGCUUGUUAUUUUUACCUGUAGAGAUCAAAAAUAAUCUUGGAAAUAUGUU